Messenger RNA from Lactuca saligna, 2763 nucleotides. Lineage: Eukaryota; Viridiplantae; Streptophyta; Magnoliopsida; Asterales; Asteraceae. The record is from the annotation of a GenBank genome assembly.
AUGAUCGCCAAGAUUCACUUUUACAUUACGCAUCCAUGUGUUUUUAUAAUCUUUUCACUUGUCUUGCUACACCUUGAGGCUACAACUACCAAUCAAAAUAUAGCAGUUGGAGGAGAAGAAGAUGAUGCUAAUGGUGCUAUCAAAAAAUGUUCUGAUGACGAGAGGCAUGCUCUUCUUAAUUUCAAAUCACACCUUCAAGACACCGAUGUCUUUUUCUCCACAUGGAGAGAUGAAGAAGAUGACUGCUGCAGAUGGCGUGGGGUGACAUGCAAUACCCAAACGGGCCAUGUCACAAUGCUUGAAGUUGGAUCGAGUGGUCUUGUAGGUAAGAUUAGCCAUUCACUGCUGAACUUAACCUAUUUGAAUCAUCUUAAUCUUUCCUACAAUUAUCUUUAUGGAACAAUUCCCACGUUCAUUGGUUCCAUGUCUCUACUACGUUACCUUAAGCUCGCUGGCAAUAAUCUUAAUGGAACCAUUCCUAGAUCGAUUGGUUCAUUGACCGAAUUAAGUUUCCUUGACCUUUCAUAUCUCUCUCUUUAUGGAACCAUUCCUUUAGAGUUGGGAAACCUCACAAACUUACAAGUGCUUUCUCUCGGAUUUGUUGGAAGGUGUAGAGUUGAAAACAUAAAGUGGUUGUCUCAUUUAUCUGGUUUGCGAACACUUAAUAUGGAUGGGAUUUCAUUAGAUAAAGCAAACCAUUGGGUAAAUGUGAUUUCGAGUUUCCGAAAUCUAUCAUAUUUAAGUUUAAGGGGAUGUGAGCUCUCUAAGGUCAUGUAUCCAUAUUCUUCAUUUGUUAACUCUUCUUCAUCCAUUGGUUUCCUUGAUCUUAGAAACAACAAUCUUAACUCCUCCAUGUAUCAUUGGUUGUUCUCAUUAACUAGCAAUAGCCUUUUUGAGCUUGAUCUAUCUUACAACAUGUUAGAUGGGAUACCCAAAUAUCUUGGUAACCUCUCUAAUUUGGAAGUUUUGAAACUCGAGAACAAUUCUGCUGUGAUAAAAUUUCCUGAUUUUCUCAAAAACUUGUCUGGAUGCUCAUCCCUUACAUUAGCAUGGUUAUAUGCUUCAAGAAGCCGUUUUACAGGGUCAAUAUCUGAUGAUAUCCAAAACUUUUCUUCCUUAGAAUUAUUGUACCUAUCUGAAAAUCAAUUAAACGGAACUAUAAGUGAGAAAUUGUGGGAACUACCCAUGCUUGGAAUCGUUGACGUCUCUUUCAAUUAUCUUAGAGGUGGUAUCUCUGAAAAGAUUGGAAAUUCGAAGAUUUUUGUUAUAGAUCUUUCAAGAAACUCACUCGAUGGAGUUCCUUCCACAGAUAACAUUUCAAGCCUUUUAUAUGUAGAGCAUAUUGAUCUGAGCUCUUGCAAGCUAGGGCCUCGUUUCCCCAAAUGGAUUCAAACACUGAAAAAUCUUACCAAUCUUGAUAUUUCCAAUACGGGAAUUUCAGACGCAAUUCCUCUAGAGUUUUGGAACAUGUGGCCUUCUCGAUUACAUCAUUUGAAUCUCUCUUCCAACAACAUCAGUGGAAAAGUACCAGAUUUAUUAUCAAGUUUUGAUGAUAAUGCAGUAAUAGAUUUGAGUUCCAAUAGAUUUUAUGCCGGACAACUUCCAGAUUGUUUGUGGCACUUCAAAGAACUAAAAGUUCUUAAUUUAGGAUACAACAAUUUGUUUGGAAGGCUUCCUACCUCCAUUGAAUCUUUGUUCAAACUUGAGGUGUUGUAUUUAUACAACAACAACUUCUCUGGAGAACUGCCUUUGUCUUUAAAGAAUUGCACAAGUUUAACCUCGUUAAAUUUGGGUGUCAACAAGUUUUCUGGUAAUGUGCCUAUUUGGAUUGGGGAGAAUUUAUCGGGCUUGUAUGUUCUCAUCCUAAGAUCAAACAACUUCUUUGGAACCAUACCUUCACAAUUAUGUCAAUUAGCAUAUCUUCAAGUUCUAGACAUGUCAAUGAAUAAUCUUCAUGGAAUCAUCCCCUCAUGUUUGGAUAAUCUCACAAGCAUGGUUCAAGAAGGGUUCUCAGAGAAACAAAAUAUACAAAAAUAUUCAAGUACUAAGAACACAACAGGUGUUGUUAAUCUUUCAUACAAUGGAAGGUAUGUUGACAAUGCAAUGAUUAAGUGGCAAGGAGACGAACGUGAAUUUAUCAAUAACCUACGAUUGUUGAAGAGCAUCGACUUGUCAAGCAACAAUUUAACAGGACAAAUCCCAUAUGAACUGAUCAAUCUUUUUGAACUACUUGCUCUAAACCUAUCACAUAACGCUUUGUUUGGAGAGAUCCCAUGGAAAAUUGGUGAGAUGAAAAAACUUUUAACUUUGGAUUUAUCUAGAAACAAUUUUUCAGGAGGGAUACCAAUAAGCAUGUCUCAAAUGACUUUAUUGAGUUAUUUAGACGUGUCAUUCAAUAAUUUGUCAGGGAGAAUCCCAUCUAGCACUCAACUUCAGUCUUUCGAACCUUCAAGAUACAAUGGAAACAAAGAAUUAUGUGGACCUCCCAUUACAAAAAUUUGCCCUGGAGAUGAAGAAUUGGAAGUACCACCUGUUAUAGGUGAGAGUGAAGGUGGUGGGAAUGGAAUAUAUGAACUUUGGAGAUGGUUUUAUAUUGGUGGGAUCACUGGUUUUGCUACUGGAUUCUGGAUAGCAUGUGGUGCUUUACUUGUCAACAAUCGUGGAAGACAUGCUUUCUUUCACUUUCUUGAUAGCUUCAAAGAUCAGGUUUAUGUGAAUGUAGUUGUGUUUGUUGUAAAAUUACAAAGGGUUGUACGUGCGUAG